Molecule: messenger RNA, 807 nt
Organism: Telopea speciosissima
Lineage: Eukaryota; Viridiplantae; Streptophyta; Magnoliopsida; Proteales; Proteaceae
Product: protein CWC15 homolog
Exons: 9
Coding region: 82-756 (224 amino acids)
Biological process (GO): mRNA cis splicing, via spliceosome
Cellular component (GO): catalytic step 2 spliceosome
Molecular function (GO): RNA binding
Source: RefSeq, a predicted model, not a curated record
UCUUCAGAUUCAUCAACUCGUCGUGGAGAUCUUCGGCUAGCGUCACCGGUCCAUCAAUCAGUGGAGGGAUAGCAAAAAGAAAUGACUACAGCAGCACGACCCACAUGGGCACCUGCAAAAGGUGGUCACGAACAAGGUGGUACUCGGAUUUUUGGCCCCUCUCAGAAAUAUUCUUCGAGAGAUAUUGCAUCUCACACAACUCUCAAGCCCAGGAAAGAAGGGCAGAAUACCCAAGAUGAAUUGCAGAAACGGAACCUUCGGGAGGAGCUAGAAGACAGUGAGCGGAGGCAUUUUGCCUCAAAAGAGGACAGAGACCGGAGGAAGGGAGGUCACCUUCUCUUGGAAGGAACAAAGAGAGAUGCUGAAGAUCGCAUUGUUCCACGCAGCGUGGAUGCUGAUGAUUCAGAUGUUGAUGUUAAGAGUGAUGAUGGAAGUGAUGACGACGAUGAUGACGAUGAAGAUGACACUGAAGCUCUUCUGGCCGAGCUUGAACGAAUAAAGAAAGAGCGAGCUGAGGAGAAUCUUCGGAAGGAACGGCAAAAGCAGGAAGAGGAUUUGAAAGUCAAAGAAGCAGAACUACUCCGUGGAAACCCUCUACUUAACAAUCCAACUUCCUUCAAUGUCAAACGAAGGUGGGAUGAUGAUGUAGUUUUUAAGAACCAAAGUCGCGGUGAAACCAAAACUCCGAAGCGUUUCAUCAAUGAUACUAUUAGAAAUGAUUUCCACAGGAAAUUUCUUCAGAAAUACAUGAAGUGAUCCUAAUGUUCGAGUUGAUGAAUCGAGAGUAGAUCUCUAGUAAAUCUGAAG